ACUUCAAAACACUUGUCUCUUUUCUCUUUUCUCUUUUUUCUUCUGUACCUUCACGCGGUACUACUGACUCACUGAGUCAAGUCUAUUUUCCCGGAAAAUCGGCAACCUGAGAAAAUGCCCGAUUCUCGGAAAAUCGAUUCGCACAACAAUGGCGCUUAGAUUCUCCACUUUCUCCUUUCACCGUCAUCCUACCUGAGCUUCUUCUUCUUCUUCUUCAUUCUCUGGUAACUGGCUCUGAGCUCUGAUUGCUGGAGAGAAAUUUCAAUACAUGUAGCAUUAGAUUAGGCUUUGAUUUCUUGUUUACUGCUUAGGCAUAGGGAUGCUAUUGCAGUAACAGUAAAAGCAAUUUGAAGUUGAAAUAGAGAUGUAAAGAGAAAAAAAAGUUUAGGGUUGCCAUUUGGUGAUUCUGAUUCCCUUUUAUGAUGGGAGCAUUUGGUUGUCAGAUUCAUAGCUUGUUUAUUUUUGAGACAGCAAGGUAUUGAACCUGAGAAAUUGAGGAUGGCUUGUUUGGCGCUUCGUCCGAUGCACGAAGAAGCUUUUGGUGAUUUUACCAGCUGUUUUAGUCAUCAUUUGCGGGACUCGAUUUUGAUUUACCUGACUGUUGGUGGAUCCGUGGUUCCGAUGCAUAUUAUGGAGACGGAUUCGAUAGCUUCGAUGAAGCUGAGAAUUCAAACGUUUAAAGGAUUUUUUGUGAGGAAACAGAAGCUGGUUUUUGAAGGGAAGGAAUUGGCUCGUGACAAAUUGUGCGUCCGUGAUUAUGGUGUUUCGGAUGGGAAUGUGUUGCACCUGGUGCUUAGGCUUUCUGAUCUUCAAGCUAUUACUGUUAGGACUGAAUGUGGAAAGGAGUUUGGGUUUUAUGUCGGGAAGAAAAGGAAUGUGGGUUAUGUAAAGCAGCAGAUUGCGAGGAAAGGGCAAGGGUUGUUGGAUCUUGCAGAUCAAGAAUUGGUGUGGGAGGGUGAGGCGCUUGAAGACCAGAGACUUAUAGAGGACAUCUGUAAGGACAACGAUGCAGUAAUUCACUUUUUGGUUAGGACAUCAGAUGCCAAAGUUACGACUAAACCAGUUGGGAAGGAUUUUGAGUUAUCAAUUGAGGCAUACACUGUGCCAAGUUUUAGUGCAGGCCAGUUAGGGUCAGUGUCAGUAACAAAUAGGGCCCUGAAGAGGAAUGAAUUGACUAGAGAAUUUCUUUUGGAACCAAUUGUUGUGAAUCCCAAGAUCAAAAUUCCACAAGUGAUCCAGGAGCUAAUUAAGAUUACUUCAGAGGGGUUAGAAAAAGGUGGUAAACCAAUUCAAUCAUCAGAGGGAUCUGGAGGGGCUUAUCUCAUGCAAGAUUCACUCGGCUUGAAGUAUGUUUCUGUUUUCAAGCCUAUUGAUGAGGAGCCGAUGGCAAUCAAUAAUCCUCGAGGCCUACCUCUCUCUGUGGAUGGUGAAGGGGGGUUAAAGAAAGGUACACGAGUAGGGCAAGGUGCGUUGAGAGAAGUUGCAGCUUACAUUUUGGAUCAUCCUAAGAAAGGACCCCGCUCAUAUCAUAACAGUGAUGAAAAGGGGUUUGCUGGAGUUCCUCCUACAGUCAUGGUCAAAUGCUUGCAUAAAGGAUUCCAUCAUCCUGAAGGUUACAAUAGUGCUUCAGAUAAUGUUAAAUUAGGAUCACUUCAGAUGUUUAUGAAGAAUAUUGGAAGUUGUGAAGACAUGGGCCCUAGUGUAUUUCCGGUGGAAGAGGUACACAAGAUCUCUGUGCUGGAUAUCAGGUUGGCAAAUGCAGAUAGGCAUGCUGGGAACAUUUUAGUUGCCAAGGAUGGUGAAAAUGGCUCAACUGUGCUUAUUCCAAUUGAUCAUGGCUAUUGCUUACCUGAGAGUUUUGAAGACUGCACUUUUGACUGGUUGUAUUGGCCACAAGCCAAAGAGCCCUACUCCCCAGAUACCAUUGAGUACAUAAAAUCUCUGGAUGCUGAAGAAGAUAUCAAGCUUUUGAAGUUUCAUGGAUGGGAGCUUCCUCCUGAAUGCGCCCGACUCCUUCGAAUAUCAACCAUGCUUCUGAAGAAGGGUGCAGAGAAAGGACUCCCUCCUUUCACCAUUGGGAGCAUCAUGUGUAGAGAAACACUGAAGAAAAAAUCUGUCAUUGAGCAAAUUAUUGAGGAAGCUGAGGAAGGUGCACUUCCUGGAACAAGCGAAGCUUCUUUUCUCGAUCUUGUUUCAGUGAUAAUGGAUAGCCAUUUAGAAGAGCCAUUCCCAUGAGUACUGAAUACACAUAUUGCUUUUGUUAAUAAAGAUGGCGAUAAAGUGAUGACUCUCCAUUCGGCUUCAAAAUGGAUCCCUUACUAUGGUAUAUAUACUUAACUGUUGGUUAAAACUUCUUAUGACCCACCAAUCAAGAAUUUUAUUCUUGUAUUGCAAUAUCCAUUCCUUAUGCAUCUCAGAUCACAAGGAAUUUUUGUGCAGUUCCUCUGUGAAUAUAAAAUUCUGAAAAUAAAGGUUGUGGUUUCAAUAAAAGAAAUCGUUCCAUGUUCUGCUGA
Molecule: messenger RNA, 2513 nt
Organism: Lotus japonicus
Lineage: Eukaryota; Viridiplantae; Streptophyta; Magnoliopsida; Fabales; Fabaceae
Product: phosphatidylinositol 4-kinase gamma 3-like
Exons: 3
Coding region: 499-2235 (578 amino acids)
Molecular function (GO): protein binding
Source: RefSeq, a predicted model, not a curated record